This is a messenger RNA of Impatiens glandulifera, 1474 nucleotides long. RefSeq names its product autophagy-related protein 18a-like. Gene Ontology annotation, biological process: protein lipidation; protein localization to phagophore assembly site; nucleophagy. Lineage: Eukaryota; Viridiplantae; Streptophyta; Magnoliopsida; Ericales; Balsaminaceae. Gene Ontology annotation, cellular component: cytosol; phagophore assembly site membrane; extrinsic component of membrane. Gene Ontology annotation, molecular function: phosphatidylinositol-3-phosphate binding; phosphatidylinositol-3,5-bisphosphate binding; protein binding. The coding region runs from base 13 to 1263 and encodes 416 amino acids. The record is from RefSeq and is a predicted model, not a curated record. The transcript has 4 exons.
UUCGUAUCUCCCAUGUCCAAUAUCACAGUCAUGAACAAAGCUCCGACGCCGGUUCCCGAUGGCGACUAUGAACCUGAAGACCAGUCGCCGUCGCCGUCAGAAUAUUUCACCGACGUUUCUUCACUUUCGUCCUUAACCAAUGAUUCUGCAAGACCUAGCCCAAUAUCAAGUCCGUGUGUUAUCUCUUCUCCUCCACCAACUCUCUUCAAUAUUUCUUUCAAUCAGGACUCCACUUGCUUUACCGCUGGAACUGAUCGUGGAUUCAUUGUAUUUACUUGCACUCCUUUCAGCGAGAUGUUUCGCCGGGAAUUUGGUGGUAAUGACGGCGGAAUUGAUACCGUACAAAUGCUGUUUCAGUGUAAUAUAAUGGCUUUGAUCGGUAGAGGUUUGGACCCACAUUAUCCUCCUAACAAGGUAAUGAUUUGGGACGAUCAUAAGGGUCGGUGUACUGGAGAUUUAUCGUUUAGGUCUGAUGUGAAGUCGGUUAGGCUAAGGAGGGAUCGGGUUGUGGUGGUUUUUAAGCAGAAGAUUUUAGUUUAUAAUUUUGUGAAAAUGGAAUUGUUGCAUCAAAUUGAGACAUGUGCUAAUCCUAAGGCACUAUGUGAAAUUACCCACAUGUCUGAGUUUAUGGUAUUGGUAUGUCCUGGUCUGCAGAAAGGGCAGAUCAGGGUUGAACAUUAUGGCACGAAGACGACUAGGUUUUUUACAGCUCAUGACUCGAGUUUAGCAUGCAUUGCCCUUACAAAUGAUGGGAAGCUUCUGGCAACAGCUAGUAGCAAAGGGACAUUGGUUCGGGUCUUCAAUGUUUUGGAUGGUUCUUUACUUAAAGAGCUGAGAAGAGGUGUGGAUAGAACAGAAAUCUUUAGUAUGGCAUUUUCUUUAGGUGCUAAGUGGCUAGCUGUUUCAAGUGACAAAGGAACUGUCCAUGUCUUCAGUCUGAAAGUUAACUCGGGAUUAACCGAGGAGAUCGAAGACAGAAGAACACCUAGUAGUUCAUCUCAAGAUGGCAAAUCGCGUUCCAUUUUAUCCCUAUCCUACAUUAAAGGUAUGCUGCCCAAUUAUUUCAGCUCGGAAUGGUCAGUGUCCCGAUUUUACUUGCAGGAAGGUUUACGACACAUAGUUGCCUUUGGCCGUGAAUUGGAUACAGUUAUCAUUAUUGGGAUGGAUGGGAGCUUCUAUCGAUGCCGGUUUGAUCCAGUAGCUGGUGGAGAUAUGAGGCCAUUGGAAUGUGUCAAUUUCUUGAAACCAAAAGAUGCAUUUUGAAGCUUGGUGGUGAAAGUUUUUUUUAUUCCUCUUUUUUCUUUUAAAUAGUUUUUUUAUUUGCAAGAUUAGAAAAUGUGAAGAAUAUUUUUAUUAUUAUUAGCUGCAUAUAAAGAUUAGAAGAGUUUUUCUUUUAAAUGAUGUAUAUUACCUACUAUAUUCUUCAACAUUACUGAUUAUAUUUAUUUUAAAUAUUCAAGACCUAUUUAUUGAA